Messenger RNA from Zea mays, 2107 nucleotides. RefSeq lists its product as uncharacterized. The transcript has a single exon. NCBI's taxonomy places the organism in Eukaryota, Viridiplantae, Streptophyta, Magnoliopsida, Poales, Poaceae. Bases 137 to 1738 code for a protein of 533 amino acids. The record is from RefSeq and is a predicted model, not a curated record.
GUCGCAGCCGCACGGACGAAACCGCGGCGAUCGCCCACACAGCUCCCCUCCAAUAAAAACACCCACCUUGCUGCCGAUUUCGGGGGCGGGAGUGCCAAGUGGUUUCUAGAGCUGGGUAGAGAUUGGCGGUUUGCCGAUGGGGAGAGGCGACGGGGAAGGAGGGAUGGCGACGCGGGGCGGCGUGGUUGGGUCGGGGGCAAUGCUGGGGCUGGACAUGCACCUCGCCGCGCAGCAGAUGCACCCGGCCGCCGCCGCGUUCCAGCACCAGCAGGACCACCACCACGAUGGGUUCCAGCUGCAGCAGCCGCCCCCGCCGCCGUCGUUCUCGCCCUACUCCAACACGUCGUCGUCCAGGGUCGUGGUGAGCGCGGCGACGGUGGGGCACGAUGAAGACACGGUGGGCAACGGCUGCUGCGGGAAGGGAGGAGUGGUGGUGCAGCAGCAGCAACAGCAACAGAUGGCGGCGGCGGGGUGCCCGUGGACGAGGAUGAAGUGGACCGACGACAUGGUGCGCCUGCUCAUCAGCGUGGUCUACAGCGUUGGGGAUGACUGGGAGGGCGCGGCAAUGCCUGGCGGCGCGGGGGGAGGCAAGGCGAGCAGGGCGGGCUCGUCGGGGCACGGCCACGGUCAUGCGGCGGCGGCGCAGCAGCAGAAGAAGGGCAAGUGGAAGUCGGUGUCGCACGCCAUGAUGGACAAGGGCUUCGUGGUGUCGCCGCAGCAGUGCGAGGACAAGUUCAACGACCUCAACAAGCGCUACAAGCGCGUGGUCGACCUGCUCGGCCGCGGCCGCGCCUGCCGAGUGGUCGAGAACCACGCGCUGCUCGACGCCAUCGACGAGCUCACGCCCAAGGCCAAGGACGAGGCGCGCAAGCUACUCAGCUCCAAGCACCUCUUCUUCCGCGAGAUGUGCGCCUACCACAACAGCGGCGUUGCCGGGGGCUCGCACCUGCCGCCGCACGCCGGCGGCGGCGCGGCGGGCGACGCCGCCUGCCUCCACCACCCGCCGCCGGUGCCCGUGGCCGGCGCAGCCUCGUCCGCCGCUCGCCACUACCAGGCAGCCCCGUCCCCGCCGUGCAUGAAGGACUCCUCCGCCGACGUCGCGGACGAUGAAGACGACAGCGACGCCGUGAGCGACAACGGCGAGGAGGACGAGGACGACUACGACGAGGAGGACGACGGUCACAUGUACCACAGCCACCUCACCAGUCGUCAGCACAGCGGCGGCGGCCGCCGGCGCGGCAAGCGCGAGCAUGGCGAGGAUAGCGCCGCGGCCGAGGACCUCGAGGACGAGGCGGCCGGCGGUGGGAAACGCGCGAGGACGGGGGCGGCACCCGACCCAUCGGCAAUGCUGCAGCAGUUGAAGAGCGAGCUCGCGGCCGCGGCUGCCGCGGCGAUGGACCCGCAGCAGGCCAGGUGCUGGGUGCGACGCCGCGCGGUGGAGGUGGAGGAGCAGCAGAUCCUCCUCGAAUCCCACGCGUACGACCUGGAGCGGCAGCGGCUGAAAUGGGAUCGGUUCCGCGCCAACAAAGAGCGCGACAUGGAACGCGCGCGCCUGCAGAAUGACCGCCUCCGGAUCCAGAGCCGACGCUUGCUGCUCAUGCUCCGGCACAAGGAGGUCGAGCUCGACAUGGCCGAGGCCAACUCUUCCUCGGUCGACCACCACCCCGGCGCGUCGCCGCUCGCAGCACACCAGCAGACAAUUGGGUCCAGCCCGUCCACCGCCGGCCACCCAAAUUAGAUGCCGUGCGUGCAUUUCCAUUCCAUUAACAGUAGCGGUCAGUAGCUGAAAAGAGAAAAAGGGCAGUAGUGCUAAAGUUUCAGGGUUUUUUAUUGUGGUCCGCGUCAGUGUUUCAGUGUAGCAUGUUCAUAUUAUGUGCGGCUGUGUCCGGUCAGACUACUUCGUAUAGUUUUCUUAACUAUUCAGUCAAAAUACCUCUAAUUCACAAAAAAAAGUUUGUCAAACACUAUAGCCUCAUCAAAUUGUCCUCCAUCAAAAGAGUGAAUUAGGAGUUAGAUUCAUUUUUUGACGGCCAAUCUUUUUAAGAGAUGCUCCAUAGAAUCAUGUUUUAGCUCUUUAAGAGAUGGCUCUAUAGAAUCAUGUUUCGUA